Messenger RNA from Macaca mulatta (Rhesus monkey), 3850 nucleotides. RefSeq names its product zinc fingers and homeoboxes 2 (gene ZHX2). The record is from RefSeq and is a predicted model, not a curated record. NCBI's taxonomy places the organism in Eukaryota, Metazoa, Chordata, Mammalia, Primates, Cercopithecidae. Gene Ontology annotation, cellular component: nucleus. Gene Ontology annotation, biological process: regulation of transcription by RNA polymerase II. Gene Ontology annotation, molecular function: DNA-binding transcription factor activity, RNA polymerase II-specific; DNA binding.
AAAAAUUUUGGCCACCGUUCUCCGUACGGGGGCUUUUUCUGUCUGUCUGUCUGACAGGCUGGCUUUCCCCCUCUUUCCCACGGAGUCCGAGCCGGGCGCCCGGUGGGGAGUGGGGAGUGGGUGGGGGGAGCCAGCAGAGUUCCAUUUUGGAACGCCCGUGCCGCGUCUCCGCGUUCCCAGCCCGGGUCCCCGCGUUCCCAGCCCCGGCGCAGGUCUGGACGUACUGACUGCUCUUGGAGUAAAAAGAUUCCCAGGAUGUGAGCAACACGGGACCGAUAUGAUGCUUCCUGGUGUGUUUAGUGGUUGGUGCCAUUGCAAUUUUCUGUGCUGAAAUCAUUCUGAAAACUCACACAGUAGACUUCAGCAUACAAGGAAAGCCAAAGCCAUUUGAGGGGGAAUAAAGCCAAAAGCCCUUCACCUUAUUCGUUCCAAGAAUCUCACCAUCCCCUCCCUACCCCCCUCCAAAACUAAGCCAUUGCACACAGACAGGCAGCAUGGCUAGCAAACGAAAAUCUACAACUCCGUGCAUGGUUCGGACAUCACAAGUAGUAGAACAAGAUGUGCCCGAGGAGGUAGACAGGGCCAAAGAGAAAGGAAUCGGCACACCACAGCCUGACGUGGCCAAGGACAGUUGGGCAGCAGAACUUGAAAACUCUUCCAAAGAAAAUGAAGUGAUAGAGGUGAAAUCUACGGGAGAAAGCCAGUCCAAAAAACUCCAAGGUGGUUAUGAGUGCAAAUACUGCCCCUACUCCACGCAAAACCUGAACGAGUUCACGGAGCACGUUGACAUGCAGCAUCCCAACGUGAUUCUCAACCCCCUCUACGUGUGUGCAGAAUGUAACUUCACAACCAAAAAGUACGACUCCCUGUCCGACCACAACUCCAAGUUCCAUCCCGGGGAGGCCAACUUCAAGCUGAAGUUAAUUAAGCGCAAUAAUCAAACUGUCUUGGAACAGUCCAUCGAAGCCGCCAACCAUGUCGUGUCCAUCACCACCAGCGGCCCUGGAACUGGUGACAGUGAUUCUGGGAUCUCGGUGAGUAAAACCCCCAUCAUGAAGCCCGGAAAACCAAAAGCGGAUGCCAAGAAGGUGCCCAAGAAGCCCGAGGAGAUCACCCCUGAGAACCACGUGGAAGGGACCGCCCGCCUGGUGACAGACACAGCUGAGAUCCUCUCGAGACUCGGAGGUGUGGAGCUCCUCCAAGACACAUUAGGACACGUCAUGCCUUCUGUACAGCUGCCACCAAAUAUCAACCUUGUGCCCAAGGUCCCCGUCCCACUAAAUACUACCAAAUACAACUCUGCCCUGGAUACAAAUGCCACGAUGAUCAACUCUUUCAACAAGUUUCCUUACCCGACCCAGGCUGAGUUGUCCUGGCUGACGGCUGCCUCCAAACACCCAGAGGAGCACAUCCGAAUCUGGUUUGCCACCCAGCGCUUAAAGCACGGCAUCAGCUGGUCCCCAGAAGAGGUAGAGGAGGCCCGGAAGAAGAUGUUCAAUGGCACCAUCCAGUCAGUACCCCCGACCAUCACUGUGCUGCCCGCCCAGUUGGCCCCCACAAAGGUGACGCAGCCCAUCCUCCAGACGGCUCUACCGUGCCAGAUCCUCGGCCAGACUAGCCUGGUGCUGACUCAGGUGACUAGCGGGUCAACAACCGUCUCUUGCUCCCCCAUCACGCUUGCCGUGGCAGGAGUCACCAACCACGGCCAGAAGAGACCCUUGGUGACUCCCCAAGCUGCCCCCGAGCCCAAGCGUCCACACAUCGCUCAGGUGCCAGAGCCCCCACCCAAGGUGGCCAACCCCCCGCCCACGCCAGCCAGUGACCGCAAGAAGACAAAGGAGCAGAUAGCACAUCUCAAGGCCAGCUUUCUCCAGAGCCAGUUCCCUGAUGAUGCUGAGGUUUACCGGCUUAUCGAGGUGACUGGCCUUGCCAGGAGCGAGAUCAAGAAGUGGUUCAGUGACCACCGGUAUCGGUGUCAAAGGGGCAUCGUCCACAUCACCAGCGAAUCCCUUGCCAAAGACCAGUUGGCCAUCGCGGCCUCCCGACACGGUCGCACCUACCAUGCAUACCCAGACUUUGCCCCCCAGAAGUUCAAAGAGAAAACACAGGGUCAGGUGAAAAUCUUGGAAGACAGCUUUUCGAAAAGUUCUUUUCCUACCCAAGCAGAACUGGAUCGGCUAAGGGUGGAGACCAAGCUGAGCAGGAGAGAGAUCGACUCCUGGUUCUCGGAGAGGCGGAAGCUUCGAGACAGCAUGGAACAAGCUGUCUUGGAUUCCAUGGGGUCUGGCAAAAAAGGCCAAGAUGCGGGAGCCCCCAACGGUGCUCUGUCUCGACUCGACCAGCUCUCUGGUGCCCAGUUAACCAGUUCUCUGCCCAGCCCUUCGCCAGCAAUUGCAAAAAGUCAAGAACAGGUUCAUCUCCUGAGGAGCACGUUUGCAAGAACCCAGUGGCCUACUCCCCAGGAGUACGACCAGUUAGCGGCCAAGACGGGCCUGGUCCGAACUGAGAUAGUGCGUUGGUUCAAGGAGAACAGAUGCUCGCUAAAAACAGGAACUGUGAAGUGGAUGGAGCAGUACCAGCACCAGCCCGUGGCAGAUGAUCACGGCUACGAUGCCGUAGCAAGGAAAGCAACAAAACCCAUCGCCGAGAGCCCAAAGAACGGGGGUGACGUGGUUCCACAAUAUUACAAGGACCCCAAAAAACUCUGCGAGGAGGACUUGGAGAAGUUGGUACCCAGGGUAAAAGUAGGCAGCGAGCCAGCAAAAGACUGUUUGCCAGCAAAGCCCUCAGAGGCUACCUCAGACCGGUCAGAGGGCAGCAGCCGGGACGGCCAGGGCAGCGACGAGAACGAGGAGUCGAGCGUUGUGGAUUACGUGGAGGUGACGGUCGGGGAGGAGGAUGCCAUCUCAGAUAGAUCAGAUAGCUGGAGUCAGGCUGCAGCAGAAGGCGCGGUGGAACUGGCCGAAUCGGACUCCGACUGCGUCCCUGCAGAGGCUGGCCAGGCCUAGACAGGGAAGUCAGUUAGAACUGCUGUGCUGAUCAAGGGGAUGCUCUGUCUUUGAAGAAAGAAGAAAUGGUCCCUCCCCAGCCAUGGGCCACCCUCGCCAGUGACUCCAAAUGGAACUGCUUAGCUCGUGUGUGCCUGGAGGGGGCAGAAGCCCAGCAACUCUCAGACGCACCUCCCAGAGGACCGGUGGGAAUUGUUCAUAGUGCCAAAGUCCUACUACUGCGUUUUCAAUGGGUCCUUGUACAUAGUUUGCUCCUCUGCCCUAGCCCUCACCUCUUGCUAUACUGGAACUGAUUUGUACAAUAUGGGAAUUUUGUUACCUUUUUAAUCAAGGGCAACUUCCUUUUCCAGCACUACCAUUGUAAGGAUUUUUUCAGGAGGGAGGGCUAACCACCUUGCUUUUCUCUUUUCUCCUUUUCUUUUUUUAUUUUUGUUUUAUUAAUUUGGGGAAAGGGGUGUUAGUAUUAGUGCCAUGAUAUCUACUGGAUUUUAAGUAGGGAGACUUUAUUUUUAAAGGUAGGUUGAAAUUUGGGAGAUUUCUCGGCAGGAAGGGCUGAAAUCCAGGCCUCUGUCUCAACCUGGAGAGAGGUGACAGGCGACAGAUCCUCCAAAUCAAAUUCCUUUCCAGUUCUUCCCCUGGCUGCUUUUUUGGGGGGUCCCUGCCUUACUCCAACAGAAGGCUUUAUGAACUGCCAAGAGGGGAUCUGGCUUCGCAAAUUCUUGGCCUCUUGGGCCAGGCUGUGUCCAGCCAGCCCUGGGAGAACUGGGUAGCAGGUGGCUGAGUUCUUUAAGCACCUUUCUUUUUUUUUUUUUUUUUUUUUUGAGACGGAGUCUUUUGCUCUG